CGGCGAUAGGCAUUCUCAAGCCAAACGAAAGGAUGGCAACGAGUGGAUGCUGGCAGAUCUGUUGUAUCACAUGGUGUUCAUCCCGAUGCUGGUCAUCCAGUGUGUCAUCGGCCUCGGGUGGGAGAGGAGCAGCUGGGAGGAGGCGGUCAAGGCCAGAUGGCACGCUCGCUCGCACGCAUCGGACGCGUACUUGAUCCUCUACCUCAGCUCGACGAUUGUGCAUGCAGGUGUGGUAGCGAUGAAGGAUUUGCCUCAAACUGCCAAGCUCCAGCUGGCCGUGCAUCACCUCAUCUCCAUCGCGUCGUACGGCAUGGCGCUGGCGUCGGGGAAGGCUCAUCCACUCUGCCUCGCGGCGGGCCUCUGCGAGAUCAACGCGUACUUUCUCAACAUUGUGCUGCUGUGCAAGGAGCUGGGUGUCAACUCUGGGCUCUUCCUCACGUUUACCGGCAUCUUGCUGUGGGUGACGCAAAUUGCGCUCCGCCUGGUCCUGUUCUCCGUGCUCAGCUACGGUGUUGCGGUCGACAUCAUAAGCGGCACGCCCGAGCUCGACGGCGUGCCCGCGGUCCAGGCCUGUUCCGAUUACCCGUGGGCUGAUCAAGGCUCUACGAGGUGA
Messenger RNA from Thecamonas trahens ATCC 50062, 613 nucleotides. RefSeq lists its product as uncharacterized. The coding region runs from base 47 to 613 and encodes 188 amino acids. Gene Ontology annotation, cellular component: membrane. The record is from RefSeq and is a predicted model, not a curated record. The transcript has 2 exons. NCBI's taxonomy places the organism in Eukaryota, Apusomonadida, Apusomonadidae.